AUGUUUGGGAUUCAGGAGCAUUUGAUGCGAGAAGUGAGCGGAUUAAAAGAGAGAACUCUUGGAGAGGAGAUGGAUCCAGUUCGCUCCUGGGUGCGUAACGUUGGCGUGGUGGAUGCCAACAUCGCAGCGCAAAGUGGCGUGGCCUUAUCCAGAGCUCACUUUGAGAAGCAACCUCCUUCCAACCUGCGCAAGUCCAACUUCUUCCACUUUGUGCUGGCGCUCUACGAUAGACACGGCCAGCCCGUGGAAGUGGAGAGGACGGCCUUUGUGGAUUUUGUGGAACAUGACAAGGAGCAGACGGGAGAAAAGACCAACAACGGCACUCACUACAAGCUCCAGCUCCUCUACAGCAACGGGGUCCGUACAGAGCAAGAUCUUUACGCACGACUUAUUGACUCGGUCACAAAACAGCCAAUAUCGUAUGAGGGCCAAAACAAGAAUCCAGAAAUGUGCAGAGUUCUACUCACACAUGAGGUCAUGUGCAGCCGCUGUUGUGAGAAGAAGAGUUGCGGUAACCGAAAUGAGACGCCCUCUGACCCAGUCAUCAUUGACAGGUUCUUCUUGAAGUUUUUCUUGAAAUGCAACCAGAAUUGUCUGAAGACGGCGGGAAACCCCAGGGACAUGAGGAGAUUUCAGGUGGUCCUGUCCAGCACUGUGAGCGUGGACGGCCACGUCCUCGCGGUGUCUGACAACAUGUUCGUCCACAACAACUCUAAACACGGUCGGAGAGCUCGCAGACUGGAGCCCGGCGAGUCCGUGGAGAAUACCAUGGAGUAUGCCACCCCUUGUAUCAAAGCCAUCAGUCCCAGUGAGGGCUGGACUACAGGUGGUGCUAUGGUCAUUGUCAUUGGGGAGAACUUUUUUGACGGACUGCAGGUGGUGUUUGGAAGCAUGUUAGUUUGGAGUGAGCUAAUAACACCACACGCUAUUCGUGUCCAGACUCCGCCUCGUCACAUUCCAGGGGUGGUGGAGGUCACAUUAUCCUAUAAAUCCAAACAAUUCUGCAAAGGAGCCCCUGGACGCUUCAUCUACACAGCUUUGAACGAGCCGACAAUAGAUUACGGUUUCCAACGGCUUCAGAAAGUCAUUCCGCGGCAUCCUGGCGACCCAGAAAAAAUGGCUAAGGAAAUUCUACUGAAAAGAGCAGCAGAUCUCGUAGAGGCUCUAUACGGGAAUCCACACAGUAAUCAGGACAUGUUACUAAAAAGAGCCGCCGACAUUGCGGAAGCCCUCUACAGUGUUCCCCGUCCUCACAGUCAGCUGCAAGCACUUCCCAGCUCACCAGCCCACGGCAGUGUCAUGGGUUUAGGUUCCUACCCUCCCCAAUUAGGCGUUAGCAUCGGCGAGCCAGGACAGAGCGGCCAAGGUUAUAUUCGCAACUCCAGCAGCUUAUCACCAAGAGGUUACCCGUCAGCUUCCACACCUCAACAGUCAAGCUACGGAGGCGGCGGAGGAAUGACUGGAGGCUAUGGAACUGUUCCUAUGACCAGUCUAGGAGUUCCUGGGUCACCUGGCUUCAGCAGCGCUUCUCCCACGGGAUCCCCUUACAUAAUGCCGUCCAGCCCAACUAUACCCGGAAGCUCCAGCUCGUCGUCAUCUCUGUUGCCUUUCUCCUCUUUCCCGUCCGCCGCUAAACAGAAGAGCGCGUUUGCUCCCGUGCUCAGGCCGCAGGGCUCCCCUUCCCCAGCCUGCCCCGCCUCAGCGGCGAACAGCUUCAGAGGUAGCCAUCCCACUCACUAUCUGACCCCGCUCUCCGAACUUACGAAUGCAGUCUAA
Molecule: messenger RNA, 1776 nt
Organism: Nerophis lumbriciformis (worm pipefish)
Lineage: Eukaryota; Metazoa; Chordata; Actinopteri; Syngnathiformes; Syngnathidae
Source: RefSeq, a predicted model, not a curated record